Molecule: messenger RNA, 3640 nt
Organism: Sapajus apella (tufted capuchin)
Lineage: Eukaryota; Metazoa; Chordata; Mammalia; Primates; Cebidae
Gene: RASSF5
Product: Ras association domain family member 5
Exons: 6
Coding region: 102-1358 (418 amino acids)
Biological process (GO): signal transduction
Cellular component (GO): nucleus
Source: RefSeq, a predicted model, not a curated record
AAAGGCGCGCUGGUGUGGGGCCGCCCCUUCUCUCGGGGCUGGCUCGGGAGUAGCGCUGUUGCCGAAGCCGCAGCUGCCAAAGCCGCAGCCACCAGCCGGGCAUGGCCAUGGCGUCCCCGGCUGUCGGGCAGCGCCCGUACCCGUUACUCUUGGAUCCCGAGCCGCCGCGCUAUCUGCAGACCCUGAGCGGCCAGGAGCCGCCGCCGCCGCCCCACGACCGGUCCUCGCGCCGCUGUGUCCCGGCGCCCCUCUCCACUGCGCCUGGGGCGCAUGAGGGGCGCAGCGCCCGGAGGGCUGCCAGGGGGAACCUGGAGCCCCCACCCCGGGCCUCCCGACCCGCUCGCCCGCUCCGGCCUGGACUGCAGCAGAGACUGCGGCGGCGCCCUGGAGCGCCCCGACCCCGCGACGUGCGGAGCAUCUUCGAGCAGCCUCAGGAUCCCCGCGUCCCGGCUGAGCGAGGCGAGGGGCACCGCUUCGCCGAAUCGGUGCUGCCGGUCGGCCCCGGCUGGUGUGACCUGUGCGGACGAGAGGUGCUGCGGCAGGCGCUGCGCUGCGCUAACUGCAAAUUCACCUGUCACCCAGAGUGCCGCAGCCUGAUCCAGCUGGACUGCAGUCAGCAGGAGGGUUCAUUCUGGGACAGAUCUUCUCCAGAAAGCACCCUCACCCUGACCUUCAGCCAGAAUGUCUGUAAACCUGUGGAGGAGACACAGCGUCCACCCACACUGCAGGAGAUCAAGCAGAAGAUCGACAGCUACAACACGCGAGAGAAGAACUGCCUGGGCAUGAAGCUGAGUGAAGAUGGCACUUACACGGGUUUCAUCAAAGUGCAUCUGAAGCUCCGACGGCCUGUGACAGUGCCUGCCGGGAUCCGGCCCCAGUCCAUCUAUGAUGCCAUCAAGGAGGUGAACCUGGCGGCUGCUACGGACAAGCGGACAUCCUUCUACCUUCCCCUCGAUGCCGUCAAGCAGCUGCACAUCAGCAGCACCACCACCGUCAGUGAGGUCAUCCAGGGGCUGCUCAAGAAGUUCAUGGUGGUGGACAAUCCCCAGAAGUUUGCACUUUUUAAGCGGAUACACAAGGAUGGACAAGUUCUCUUCCAGAAACUCUCCAUUGCUGACUGCCCCCUCUACCUGCGCCUGCUUGCUGGGCCUGACACGGAGGUCCUCAGCUUUGUGCUAAAGGAGAAUGAAACUGGAGAGGUGGAGUGGGAUGCCUUCUCCAUCCCUGAACUUCAGAACUUCCUAACAAUCCUGGAAAAAGAGGAGCAGGACAAAAUCCAACAAGUGCAAAAGAAAUAUGACAAGUUUAGGCAGAAACUGGAGGAGGCCUUAAGAGAAUCCCAGGGCAAACCUGGGUAACCGGUCCUACUUCCUCUCCUCCCGGUACCCUCGGAUUUAUUUUUAUUAUUAAUUAUUAUUUUGCAACAGACACUUUUUCUCAGGACACCUCUGGCGGGUGCAUUUGUGCCUGUCCAACAGUUCCAGAUGUGGCAAAAGUCUCUUCCAUGGACAAGUGUUUGCACGGGGCUUCAGCUGUGCCCGCCCCCAGACUGUGCCCCACCAGACUCUGCCAAGGAUCAGAACUCAUGUGAAACAAACAGCCGACGUCCUCUCUCAUCUACAAGCCUUUCACCAACCAAACAGCUGCCUCUCUCGUCACCAAACUGGAACCUCACACCAGCCGGCAAAGGAAGGAAGGCUUUAGAGCGGUGUGUUCUUUCUCUGGCUUUGAUUCUUCUUUGAGUUCUCUUAUUUGCCACCUACAGUACCUUUAUUUAAAAAGCUAUAGCACAUUCCUUUUGCAGGUCUGAGCUAAGCCCCUGAAAACAGGAUAAUGCUCAUAAAAGGACUGUUCCCACGGCCCACAGUGCCUGUUGUUCACACUUAAGGGAAGCUUAUAAAGCUCCUGGCCCCAGAUGCUCAGGGUAAGGAGCACCAAAGCUGAGGCUGGCUCAGAGAUCUCCGGAGAAGCUGUAGCCUGCCCUGGCCCUGGCCUGGCCCUGGCCCACAUUGCACAUGGAAACCCAAAGGCAUAUAUCUGUGUUAUGUGUGGUACCUAGUCACAUCUUUGUCAACAAACUGUUUGUUUUUAAGUUACGAAUUUGAAUUUAAUGUUGUCAUCAUCCUCAAGUGUUUCCCCAAGGGGAAGCCAGCCAUUGACCAUUUAAAAAGUCUCCUGCUGAGUAUAAAAAUCAGGCAGUAAGAGAAAGCCAAAAAGUGAUGCAGAGAAAUGUGUCCAAGCUGUCUUCAGCCUUCCCCAGCUAGAGAGCGGAGGAGGGCCUGGGCUGCUUGGGUUCCCCCUCGGCUUCCAGCACUGCCUCCCUCCUCCCACUGGGACUCUGGGAUCUCCCAGUGCUGUCCAAGGAGUUGCCUUGAUUACAAAGAGGGGGGCCUCCAAUUCGGCCAACUUGGAGUCCUUUCUGUUUUGAAGCACGGGCCAGCCCCAGCACUGCACGCAGAGAGCCGGUGGGCCUGGCCUCCCCGUCGACCUCAGUGCCUUUUUGUUUUCAGAGAGAAAUAGGAGCAGAGUGAGUUUGCCUGAAGCUCUGCUGCUGGCUCCUCCUGUCAGGAAGUGGACAAUGGCCGCGGUGUGGGAGACAAGGCCAGGAGAGCCCGCGCUCAGCACGGUGUGAGGGUCACAGACCUCCCUCCCAUCUGGGUGCCUGAGUUUUGACUCCAAUCAGUGAUAUCAGACCACAUUGACAGGGAGGAUCAGAUUCCUGACUCUACAUUUGUACUGGCUUCUUGUUUAGGCUGAAUCCUAAAUUAGCCAAACAAUUCCAACAAGUAGCCAAGACUGCAAAGACACUCCAAUGCAGAGGGAGAAGGACUUGUAAUUUUCAAAGCAGGGCUGGUUUUCCAAUCCAGCCUCCGAGAAACCAUUUCUUGGCUAUCCUCUGCCUUCCCAAGUACCUCUUGGGUGGGAUCAAGCCCAAGCUUGUUUGUGUAGCUUCAGAAGUUCCCUCCCUGACCCAGGCUGAGUCCAUACUGCCCCUGAUCCCAGAAGGAAUGCUGACCCCUCGCCGUAUGAACUGUGCAUAGUCUCCAGAGCUACAAAGACAACACAAGCUCGCAACUCUUAAGAUUUUUUUAAACCACAAAAACCCUGGUUAGCCAUCUCAUGCUCAGCCUUAUCACUUCCCUCUCUUAAAAAAACUCCCUCCCUGCUGUAUAUUAAAGGGAGCAGGUGGAGAGUCAUUUCCCUUCGUCCUGCAUGUCUCUAACAUUAAUAGAAGGCAUGGCUCCUGCUGCAACCGCUGUGAAUGCUGCUGAGAACCUCCCUCUAAGGGGAUGGCUAUUUUAUUUUUGAGAAGGAAAAAAAAAGUUAUGUAUAUAGACACAUAAAGGCAUAUAGCUAUAUAUAAAGAGAUAAGGGUGUUUAUGAAAUGAGAAAGUUAUGGGACAAUUCAGACUUUAUCUAAAGCACUGUUAGACCCAAGGCCUGUGCUGAGGUCUACGCCUCCGAAGAAAGUACAGUAUAGGUUACCCUUUCCCUCCCAGAAGUGGGAGUAACUGCUGGUAGUGCCUUCUCUGGUUGUGUUGCUCAGUGUGUAAGUGUUUGUUUCAAGGAUAUUUUCUUUUUAAAUGUCUUUCUUAUAGGGGUUUUAAAAAAAAGUAAUAAAAGCCUGUUGCAAAAAUGA